CAACAUGGCAGUCUGCAGUCAGCAAUUUUUCUGGAAACUACGUACCUUAGUUACGUGAGUUUUAAAGAAAGAAUGUUUUUAACACUUCAGUUCUUGUCCCUUUCGUGUCAUCUACAUCGUCUUCGUUCGUCGCCAAGAGCACUAAACGUAAACUACCUUAAAAUCACCCCAUUAUAAUGUAUUUGGUCUGUGAUCAGCUGGGGAAGUUUUUCCUACUCGUUGGAAUGUUGUCCUUAAAAACAAGCAUGGGUAAUCCUGGAAAGGGAAAUUUUGCUGCUGUUACUAAAGAUGAUCUGACUCGUUGGAAUCAAAUGACUUGCCAGUCUGUAAGUCAUCUUUUCAAGAUGAAGGAGCGUGUAGUCAACAAGUUGUCGAAUUUACUAAGUUCAAAUUCGAAAAACAAGCCGGCGAAACUUACGAGCGAUCAGAUACAGACGAUUACUACUUUCAGGAAUGAGCUAAACGUGACUGAGCGUGCGGUUUUUGAUUCUCUCAACGGUUUAAGAAGGCUGCUUCAAGAGGACUAUAAAUCGGUCGUGCACAUGAAAGAAGCUAUAAAGCAACGUCUGGAUGCCUUAAAAGUUCUUGCACUGCAGCAGGAGGAUCAAUUUAAUGCCAUUUCUGAAGCAGAAAAGGCCUAUAUAACUGCAAGUAAACAUGCAGGUGUUCAGAGCAAUAGAACACGCAUAGAGAAAAUUAUUGGAGGUAUCUUAGAUGAUGUUUCAUUCGCUGCUGAUAAACUUGAAGAUGAAUUAGAUGAAAAGACAUUUGAGAAAACACGAAAUGCCAAGGGGGCAUCCAUUGAAGCUGUUGUGAGAUUGAAAAAUGAGGAGGAGCCUGAUGAUGAUUCUAAUCCUAACAAGACCUCGUUGACUGAGCCGGGUGAAGAAAAUGAUAUGAGUAUUCUUGUUGAUUCUCAAAAUAAUCAGUUUGUUUUGUCAAAAGCAAAGGAUGCGACUGUUCCACACGAAGAUCUUCAUUUUAUCAAGGACAUCAUUUUUAUUUUGCUCUUGUCCUUUGUGGGUUCUUGUGUUUGCUCACUUAUUCAUCUUCCAACAAUGUUUGCAUUUGUAAUCAGCGGUAUGCUUUUGGGACCCUCUGGAGCAAACAUGAUUAAGGUAUGUGAGUUACUGUUAUUCCGAGCUUGAAAUAAUUUCCCAGCUGGCACUGGUCAAUUUGUCCGGUCAAACCUAUAUUUGCUUAGAUAUUGUCAACCCUUUUUUGGCCGCACAAUCAUCUAUUACAAUCUGAGUCCAGUCAUCUGAGUCCAGUCAACCCUUUUAGCACAAUCAUUUCAUAAAUUUAUAAAACAUUAUGUGAAGUUUUUUGUGUGGUCAUUUUUUUCUUUUCCCUUUUUUUCCUUCACGAAUGGCAAUAAUGUCCAAUCUUAUACCAAAAAUAAGAACUUAAUUUGCCAUUAAAAGUGUAUAAAACGACCAGAAAAAGUGUCUGGCCAUCCAAGGAUUUGACCGGACAUUUAAUAUUGGCAGGCCAUUACUUCAACCCUGUUAUUUGUUUCCUAGAGGAAUAGCAGUGGUGGCCACACCAGCCAAAAUUAGCAGCACUCAACAAAUUGUUUUUCUUUGUUCCACUGGUGAAAGGUCACCAAGAAAACACUGAUCUACAUUUUACACUCUUUCAAAGUCUUCAAAACUUUGCGGUCAAACCAUCCCCUGCAGCUUGUGGUUUUACUUUUGUUUUGAACAUUUUGACAUCGUUUCUGUGGUGUGGAAAGUGAAAUCUCUGGAGAAUCAAAGAUAAGUUCUACAUGGAAAAUCCCUCUUUGGCAAAGAUCUAACUUUCUGCCUUUUUAUUCUUGUACAAGUAAAUGAAGGGUGUCUGGAAUAAAGCCAUAGGUACAGCUGUAAUUUUUGAUAAAUUGCUGAAUUCUCCUUCCAUUUUUGUGAAUAUGCGUGUGAAUUGGAGUGGGGAAUUUCGUAUCAAGUCAGGAGUUAUUUAGGGCCUCAUUCCACACAUGCCUAAUGAUGUUACUUUCAUAACUGUUAUUAUUUCCUUCUCAGUCAGUAGUUCAGGUGGAGACUCUUGGUGAGUUUGGAGUCUUCUUUAUUCUUUUUGCUGUUGGCUUAGAGUUCUCACCAGACAGAAUCAAAAAGGUAAUGUGUGUAAUACCUCAUUUAGUUUAGCCAAGUUUGCAUGCACACUUGCAUAAAGAGAGAGAAGCACUACUUUGAGAAAAACUUUGAGGUAUUUACCUCUUCUAGCAUCAACUGAAUUAGCUGAAAAAAUGGUAAAAUCAAGUUGCCAUGCCAAAAGCAUUAUUUUUCUUGAUUACCAUACAUUGUAGCUCGCCACAAAAAAAAAAAAAAAAACAGGCCAUGAAAAAACAUGUUUGUUUUGUUGAAUUCAGGUUGAACUUUGUCUCCUAGGGCUAGCAGACAAAGAAAAUUGAGAGUCAAUGUAAGUCAAGUCAAAAGUAACCAAAAAUCAAAUUUGACUCACCACACCGUGCUAAGCAAUCUAUGCGUGAUCCAUGGGAGAUGCAAAUUUCCACAAAUUUAUGAACCUCACUGCAUAAGAAAUUAAAUUGCGGCUGUUUGAUUUCAAUGAUCAAGCUCAACAAUUGUUCACUAAAAUAUAAGAUGGAGCACAGUACUUAUAGCCAAUGUAAGUCUUGGCAAAGUGUAGUUGGUGCUUCUGAUCAGUUGAAAAUUUGCUUCAUCCAAUCAAAAGCACUACCUAGAUCUGGGUAGUGGCAUGUCAUCACUAUGAAAUUUCUGCACUUGCUCCUCAGACAGCAUUUGACGGGGAAACCAAUAGAGGUGUCAAGAAAUGUCAGCUGUUUUCACACGCUAUGUUCACAGCAACAUACAACUAUUUCAGAAACCUAUUGCCCAAUUAUGACUUUUUUUGUUACUUUCCUUUAAACAUUGAGGAACCAAUUUCUUUCCUAAGGAAACUGCCCAUGAAUCUGCCACAUGGAAUUGUAUUGACCUGGUUGUUUAGAAACUGUGGUUUUUCUUUGCUUUCUUUUUUAAAGGUGUGGAAAGUUGCAGUUGGUGGAAGUUCCUUGAUCAUGGCAUUGAUGAUUGUAUUCGGUAUUCUCUGGGGCUUGUGUUUUGGAAUCCUGCCAAGACAGAGUGCUUUCGUCGCAGCCUGUCUCUCUCUUUCCAGUACACCUCUUGUUGCAAAGUUUGUAGAAAGCAAGGAUGAUGAUCAUUAUGCUAAAGGUAACAGCAAAACCAUUCUUUUUGUUUCUUAACUAUAUGCAUAUGCGCAGUACAAUAUAUAGAGGAUAUUACAUGGUGGCGAGAAGAUAUGAAUUUUAUGUUCGAGUGGCAAGAACAAUAUCUCACGAGUGAGCGAAGCGAACGAGUGAGAUAUUGUUUUUGCCACGAGAACAUAAAAUUCAUAUGUUCGAGCCAACGUGUAAUGUUCUUUUUAUUAUAUGGAGAAACCAUUUCAACAAAAGCAAAAGGCGGGAAUCGAGAUGUCAUUGAACGAUACGACACUCACAAAGGUGACAUAUGGAAAAUACGCCACUCGGGUCCCGGAUGAAGUGGCGUAUGGAAUCUACGAGUGGUUUAGUUCCCAGUAAAACACUCUCCUCCAUAUAAUAAAAUAAAUUAUUUGUUGGUAGUGCUUCCUCGGAUAGUAAGGAAUUUUGUUGAUCAGGUUGAUUGUUCAGGGUUGUCAUUAAGAGCUGGGGGCCGGGGAUUUUCCCUGGCUACUAAGAGAGUGGCCUCCUUCUACUUUUAUUGGAAAAUAGAAGAAAAAUAGAGCCAAAAGAAAUCCCUAGCCAUUUGAUUCCCCGCCUACUUGUUGUGUUUACCCGGCAACUUGAAAUCUUAGUGACAACCCAGUUGUUAGUCAGUAGACCAACUAGCUAAAAGGUGAUUUCCAUUGAUUCAACAACAACAACUUUUUUUAUUCAAUAGGUUAAAACCUUGCACACAAAAGUGCUUUCACCUUUGUAGUUGCCAUGACUAUGAAAGGAAAUUUUUUUGUGCAAAAUCACACUAUUAUGCCGAGAAUCGGAUACUCAACAAAGAUUUUGCUAUGGGGAGGCUCCAACCCAAGGUCCAACCCAUUUACCUCUUUCACAUAAUUAGUUUAGAAGACUGCAUCCCUUUUAACUGUUGUAACUGCAUGGUUUGUGUAAUAUGAAUAAAUCACUAAACUUGAUUCACCUGUACAAAAUGUAAGUUUUACCCUUUUUGGUCCUUUUUAAUUUAGACUGAAAUGACACAUGUCCCUCGCCUUUCAUAUACUUCAACUGGUGAAAUUCUUAUGUCCUGAAAUUGAGGGUUGUCCAAUACUCACAAAUAGACUCUAUUGGUGUUAGUGGUGAUAAGAAGGGUCUCCAUUGGUACCAAUGGAACGAUUGGUAGCAAUAGAAAAUGAUGUCAUUCCAAUGGUUCUAUUGGUGAAUAUGCAUCUCAUUAAGCAGACUUAGAUUAUUUUCCCAUGUGACCAGGUUGGGUAGAGGGCAAUUCCAAUGGUCCAUUGGUACCAAUGGUACGAUUGGUACCAAUGGAAAAGCACCCUAUUCCAAUGGUUCUAUUGGUGAAUAUGCAUCUCAUUAAGGAGACUUAGAUUAUUUUCAGAUGUGGUCCGGCUGGGUACAGGGCAAUUCCAAUGGUCCAUUGGUACCAAUGGUACGAUUGGUACCAAUGGAAAAGCACCCUAUUCCAAUGGUUCUAUUGGUAAAUAUGCUUCUCAUUAAGGGGACUUAGAUUAUUUUCUGAUGUGGUCUAGCUGGGUACAGGGCAAUUCCAAUGGUCCAUUGGUACCAAUGGUACGAUUGGUACCAAUAGAAAAGCACCCUAUUCCAAUGGUUCUAUUGGUGAAUAUGCAUCUCAUUAAGAGAGUUAGAUUAUUUUCUCAUGUGGUCUAGCUGGGUACAGGGCAGUUCCAAUGGUCCAUUGGUACCAAUGGAAAAGCACCCUAUUCCAAUGGUUCUAUUGGUGAAUAUGCAUCUCAUUAAGGAGACUUAGAUUAUUUUCAGAUGUGGUCUGGCUGGGUACAGGGCAAUUCCAAUGGUCCAUUGGUACCAAUGGUACGAAUGGUACCAAUGGAAAAGCACCCUAUUCCAAUGGUUCUAUUGGUAAAUAUGCUUCUCAUUAAGGGGACUUAGAUUAUUUUCUGAUGUGGUCUAGCUGGGUACAGGGCAAUUCCAAUGGUCCAUUGGUACCAAUGGUACGAUUGGUACCAAUAGAAAAGCAUCCUAUUCCAAUGGUUCUAUUUGUGAAUAUGCAUCUCAUUAAGAGAGUUAGAUUAUUUUCUCAUGUGGUAUGGCUGGGUAAAGGGCAAUUCCAAUGGUCCAUUGGUACCAAUGGUACGAUUGGUACCAAUAGAAAAGCAUCCUAUUCCAAUGGUUCUAUUGGUGAAUAUGCAUCUCAUUAAGCAGACUUAGAUUAUUUUCCCAUGUGACCUGGUUGGGUACAGGGCAAUUCCAAUGGUCCAUUGGUACCAAUGGUACGAUUGGUACCAAUGGAAAAGCACCCUAUUCCAAUGGUUCUAUUGGUAAAUAUGCGUCUCAUUAAGGAGACUUAGAUUAUUUGCUCAUGUGGUCUGGCUGGGUACAGGGCAAUUCCAAUGGUCCAUUGGUACCAAUGGUACGAUUGGUACCAAUGAAAAAGCACCCUAUUCCAAUGGUUCUAUUGGUGAAUAUGCAUCUCAUUAAGGGGACUUAGAUUAUUUUCUCAUGUACUCUCGCUGGGUACAGGGCAAUUCCAAGGGUCCAUUGGUACCAAUGGUACGAUUGGUACCGAUGGAAAAGCACCCUAUUCCAAUGGUUCUAUUGGUGAAUAUGCAUCUCAUUAAGAGAGUUAGAUUAUUUUCUCAAGUGGUCUAGCUGGGUACAGGGCAAUUCCAAUGGUCCAUUGGUACCAAUGGUACGAUUGGUACCAAUGGAAAAGCACCCUAUUCCAAUGGUUCUAUUGGUAAAUAUGCGUCUCAUUAAGGAGACUUAGAUUAUUUUCUCAUGUGGUCUAGCUGGGUACAGGGCAAUUCCAAUGGUCCAUUUGUACCAAUGGUACGAUUGGUACUAAUGAAAAAGCACCCUAUUCCAAUGGUUCUAUUGGUGAAUAUGCUUCUCAUUAAGGGGACUUAGAUUAUUUUCUGAUGUGGUCUAGCUGGGUACAGGGCAAUUCCAAUGGUCCAUUGGUACCAAUGGUACGAUUGGUAGCAAUAGAAAAGCACCCUAUUCCAAUGGUUCUAUUGGUGAAUAUGCAUCUCAUUAAGAGAGUUAGAUUAUUUUCUCAUGUGGUCUAGCUGGGUACAGGGCAAUUCCAAUGGUCCAUUGGUACCAAUGGAAAAGCACCCUAUUCCAAUGGUUCUAUUGGUGAAUAUGCAUCUCAUUAAGGAGACUUAGAUUAUUUUCAGAUGUGGUCUGGCCGGGUACAGGGCAAUUCCAAUGGUCAAUUGGUACCAAUGGUACGAAUGGUACCAAUGGAAAAGCACCCUAUUCCAAUGGUUCUAUUGGUGAAUAUGCUUCUCAUUAAAGGGACUUAGAUUAUUUUCUGAUGUGGUCUAGCUGGGUACAGGGGAAUUCCAAUGGUCCAUUGGUACCAAUGGUACGAUUGGUACGAAUAGAAAAGCACCCUAUUCCAAUGGUUCUAUUUGUGAAUAUGCAUCUCAUUAAGAGAGUUAGAUUAUUUUCUCAUGUGACCUGGUUGGGUACAGGGCAAUUCCAAUGGUCCAUUGGUACCAAUGGUACGAUUGGUACCAAUGGAAAAGCACCCUAUUCCAAUGGUUCUAUUGGUAAAAUAUCGCCUCAUUAAGGAGACUUAGAUUAUUUUUCUCAUGUGGUCUAGCUGGGUACAGGGCAAUUCCAAUGGUCCAUUGGUACCAAUAAUAAUAAUGGUACCAAUAGAAAAGCACCCUAUUCCAAUGGUUCUAUUGGUGAAUAUGCAUCUCAUUAAGGGGACUUAGAUUAUUUGCUCAUGUGGUCUGGCUGGGUACAGGGCAAUUCAAUGGUCCAUUGGUACCAAUGGUACGAUUGGUACCAAUGAAAAAGCACCCUAUUCCAAUGGUUCUAUUGGUGAAUAUGCAUCUCAUUAAGGGGACUUAGAUUAUUUUCUCAUGUACUCGCUGGGUACAGGGCAAUUCCAAGGGUCCAUUGGUACCAAUGGUACGAUUGGUACCGAUGGAAAAGCACCCUAUUCCAAUGGUUCUAUUGGUGAAUAUGCAUCUCAUUAAGAGAGUUAGAUUAUUUUCUGAAGUGGUCUAGCUGGGUACAGGUUAAUUCCAAUGGUCCAUUGGUACCAAUGGUACGAUUGGUACCAAUGGAAAAGCACCCUAUUCCAAUGGUUCUAUUGGUAAAUAUGCGUCUCAUUAAGGAGACUUAGAUUAUUUUCUCAUGUGGUCUAGCUGGGUACAGGGCAAUUCCAAUGGUCCAUUUGUACCAAUGGUACGAUUGGUACUAAUGAAAAAGCACCCUAUUCCAAUGGUUCUAUUGGUGAAUAUGCUUCUCAUUAAGGGGACUUAGAUUAUUUUCUGAUGUGGUCUAGCUGGGUACAGGGCAAUUCCAAUGGUCCAUUGGUACCAAUGGUACGAUUGGUAGCAAUAGAAAAGCACCCUAUUCCAAUGGUUCUAUUGGUGAAUAUGCAUCUCAUUAAGAGAGUUAGAUUAUUUUCUCAUGUGGUCUAGCUGGGUACAGGGCAAUUCCAAUGGUCCAUUGGUACCAAUGGAAAAGCACCCUAUUCCAAUGGUUCUAUUGGUGAAUAUGCAUCUCAUUAAGGAGACUUAGAUUAUUUUCAGAUGUGGUCUGGCUGGUACAGGGCAAUUCAAUGGUCCAUUGGUACCAAUGGUACGAAUGGUACCAAUGGAAAAGCACCCUAUUCCAAUGGUUCUAUUGGUGAAUAUGCUUCUCAUUAAAGGGACUUAGAUUAUUUUCUGAUGUGGUCUAGCUGGGUACAGGGGAAUUCCAAUGGUCCAUUGGUACCAAUGGUACGAUUGGUAUAAUAGAAAAGCACCCUAUUCCAAUGGUUCUAUUGGUGAAUAUGCAUCUCAUUAAGAGAGUUAGAUUAUUUUCUCAUGUGACCUGGUUGGGUACAGGGCAAUUCCAAUGGUCCAUUGGUACCAAUGGUACGAUUGGUACCAAUGGAAAAGCACCCUAUUCCAAUGGUUCUAUUGGUAAAUAUGCGUCUCAUUAAGGAGACUUAGAUUAUUUUCUCAUGUGGUCUAGCUGGGUACAGGGCAAUUCCAAUGGUCCAUUGGUACCAAUGGUACGAAUGGUACCAAUAGAAAAGCACCCUAUUCCAAUGGUUCUAUUGGUGAAUAUGCAUCUCAUUAAGGGGACUUAGAUUAUUUGCUCAUGUGGUCUGGCUGGGUACAGGGCAAUUCCAAUGGUCCAUUGGUACCAAUGGUACGAUUGGUACCAAUGAAAAAGCACCCUAUUCCAAUGGUUCUAUUGGUGAAUAUGCAUCUCAUUAAGGGGACUUAGAUUAUUUUCUCAUGUACUCUCGCUGGGUACAGGGCAAUUCCAAUGGUCCAUUUGUACCAAUGGUACGAUUGGUACUAAUGAAAAAGCACCCUAUUCCAAUGGUUCUAUUGGUGAAUAUGCUUCUCAUUAAGGGGACUUAGAUUAUUUUCUCAAGUGGUCUAGCUGGGUACAGGGCAAUUCCAAUGGUCCAUUGGUACCAAUGGUACGAUUGGUAGCAAUAGAAAAGCACCCUAUUCCAAUGGUUCUAUUGGUGAAUAUGCAUCUCAUUAAGAGAGUUAGAUUAUUUUCUCAUGUGGUCUAGCUGGGUACAGGGCAAUUCCAAUGGUCCAUUGGUACCAAUGGAAAAGCACCCUAUUCCAAUGGUUCUAUUGGUGAAUAUGCAUCUCAUUAAGGAGACUUAGAUUAUUUUCAGAUGUGGUCUGGCCGGGUACAGGGCAAUUCCAAUGGUCCAUUGGUACCAAUGGUACGAAUGGUACCAAUGGAAAAGCACCCUAUUCCAAUGGUUCUAUUGGUGAAUAUGCUUCUCAUUAAAGGGACUUAGAUUAUUUUCUGAUGUGGUCUAGCUGGGUACAGGGGAAUUCCAAUGGUCCAUUGGUACCAAUGGUACGAUUGGUACGAAUAGAAAAGCACCCUAUUCCAAUGGUUCUAUUUGUGAAUAUGCAUCUCAUUAAGAGAGUUAGAUUAUUUUCUCAUGUGACCUGGUUGGGUACAGGGCAAUUCCAAUGGUCCAUUGGUACCAAUGGUACGAUUGGUACCAAUGGAAAAGCACCCUAUUCCAAUGGUUCUAUUGGUAAAUAUGCGUCUCAUUAAGGAGACUUAGAUUAUUUUCUCAUGUGGUCUAGCUGGGUACAGGGCAAUUCCAAUGGUCCAUUGGUACCAAUGGUACGAAUGGUACCAAUAGAAAAGCACCCUAUUCCAAUGGUUCUAUUGGUGAAUAUGCAUCUCAUUAAGGGGACUUAGAUUAUUUGCUCAUGUGGUCUGGCUGGGUACAGGGCAAUUCCAAUGGUCCAUUGGUACCAAUGGUACGAUUGGUACCAAUGAAAAAGCACCCUAUUCCAAUGGUUCUAUUGGUGAAUAUGCAUCUCAUUAAGGGGACUUAGAUUAUUUUCUCAUGUACUCUCGCUGGGUACAGGGCAAUUCCAAGGGUCCAUUGGUACCAAUGGUACGAUUGGUACCGCUGGAAAAGCACCCUAUUCCAAUGGUUCUAUUGGUGAAUAUGCAUCUCAUUAAGAGAGUUAGAUUAUUUUCUGAAGUGGUCUAGCUGGGUACAGGUUAAUUCCAAUGGUCCAUUGGUACCAAUGGUACGAUUGGUACCAAUGGAAAAGCACCCUAUUCCAAUGGUUCUAUUGGUAAAUAUGCGUCUCAUUAAGGAGACUUAGAUUAUUUUCUCAUGUGGUCUAGCUGGGUACAGGGCAAUUCCAAUGGUCCAUUUGUACCAAUGGUACGAUUGGUACUAAUGAAAAAGCACCCUAUUCCAAUGGUUCUAUUGGUGAAUACGCUUCUCAUUAAGGGGACUUAGAUUAUUUUCUCAUGUGAUCUAGCUGGGUACAGGUCAAUUCCAAUGGUCCAUUGGUACCAAUGGUACUAUUGGUACCAAUAGAAAAGCACCCUAUUCCAAUGGUUCUAUUGGUGAAUAUGCAUCUCAUUAAGAGAGUUAGAUUAUUUUCUCAUGUGGUCUAGCUGGGUACAGGGCAAUUCCAAUGGUCCAUUGGUACCAAUGGUACGAAUGGUACCAAUGGAAAAGCACCCUAUUCCAAUGGUUCUAUUGGUGAAUAUGCUUCUCAUUAAGGGGACUUAGAUUAUUUUCUGAUGUGGUCUAGCUGGGUACAGGGCAAUUCCAAUGGUCCAUUGGUACCAAUGGUACGAUUGGUACCAAUGGUACGAUUGGUACCAAUAGAAAAGCACCCUAUUCCAAUGCUUCUAUUGGUGAAUAUGCAUCUCAUUAAGAGAGUUAGAUUAUUUUCUCAUGUGGUAUGGCUGGGUAAAGGGCAAUUCCAAUGGUCUAUUGGUACGAAUGGAACGAUUGGUACCAAUAGAAAAUGAUGUCAUUCCAGUGGUUCUAUUGGUGAAUAUGCAUCCAUUAAAAAAUAAAAAUCUCCGUCGAUUCAUAUGUUUAUGAGUGAUAAGGAGACAUUCAAACUUCUGCUGUUUUUCCACGGCAACGGAUGCAAUCCUGAAAUCAUCAGUAGAUGGAUUCUUCUAGCUCAGUCCUGGGCCUCAUCGCAAGCUACAGCCGAGAAAAGAGCACGGCAAAUACAAUUUGUCAAGGACAACGUUGACAUUAAAUACAUCAAUGGUUUUACUACGACCUUGAUUAUAGCAAACUGGUGUACCUCAAUGGGUUACCACGACAAACCCCACGUCAACAGUCAAAAGUGACUUCAGUCACUUGAAUAUAAAACGGCUCUCUUAGGAGCAACAGCAUGAUAUAACCACCCUUUUCGGAAACUCUUCAUUGAAAACUUGUUUUGGUUUAAACGCUUCCUUGUAGAUAAUGAAAUUGCGCUAAGGAAUUUCAGAAGUUAAUUUCACAGUGAGUUGAGUACAGUUGUUAAAACCUGUUGCCUCAAUACCACUUUGCUAGUUUCGCGCUUUUUUCCGCGUUGUUUCGGGUUCUUUUAACAAGUAAGAAUUACCGAAAAAUAGUGCUUGCGUGACAGGAAAGAAGACAUUCAUAUGUCAUGUUGUUGUUUGCUCGUGAAUCAUAAUAAACAGAACGAACACGACAGUGACGCGUUACCUUUCAAUUUUAAUGUUCGUACGAUGUUUCUUAUACUCGCAGCACCUUGAGAUAUUAUUAGCGCUAGAUAUAUAGGUCGCCUCGCUUUGUAACUAUUAGCUGCGUUUCUACUUUGUGUGAAAGCGAACUUGUUUUUGCGGUUAGCCUAUAGAACGAGGAAUAUUCAUAAGAAUUAUGGCGCGUUUUUAAUUGGUGUAACAGCGAACUUGUUUUGCGUGGUUGGCUUAUAGAACGAGGAAUAUUCAUAAUAAUUAUUAGCACGUUUUUACUUAGUGUAAAAGGCAACUUGUUUUGUGUGGUUGGCUUAUAGAACGAGGAAUAUUCAUAAUAAUUAUUAGUUCGUUUUUACUUGGCGUAAAAGCGAACUUGUUUUACAUGGUUGGCUUAUAGAACGAGGAAUAUUCAUAAUAAUUAUUAGCGUGCUUUUACUUGGUGUAAAAGCGAACUUGUUUUGUGUGGUUGGCUUAUAGAACGAGGAAUAUUCAUAAUAAUUAUUAGCAUGUUUUUACUUGGUGUAAAAGUGAACUUGUUUUGCAUGGUUGGCUUAUGGAACGAGGAAUAUUCAUAAGAAUCAUAGCGCGCUUUUACUUGGUGUGAAAGCGAACUUGUUUUGCGUGAUCGGGAUAUAGAACGAGGAAUAUUCAUAAGAAUUAUAGCGCGCUUUUACUUGAUGUAAAAGCGAACUUGUUUUGCGUGGUUUUCUUAUAGAACGAGGAACGUUCAUAAUAAUUAUUAGCGCGUUUUCACUUGGUGUAAAAGUGAACUUGUUUUGCACCAAUAGAACCAUUGGAAUGGCAUCAUUUUUCAUUGGUACCAAUCGCACCAUUGGUACCAAUGGACCAUCGGAAUUGCCCUUUACCAAGCCAGGUCACAUGGGAAAAUAAUCUAAGUCCCCUUAAUGAGAUGCAUAUUCACCAAUAGAACCAUUGGAAUAGGGUGCUUUUCCAUUGGUACCAAUUGUACCAUUGGUACCAAUGGACCAUUGGAAUUGCCCUGUACCCAACCAGGUCACAUGGGAAAAUAAUCUAAGUCCCCUUAAUUAGAUGCAUAUGCACCAACAGAACCAUUGGAAUAGGGUGCUUUUCUAUUGGUACCAAUCGUACCAUUGGCACCAAUGGACCAUCAGUUUGACGAAUCGUAUCCGUUUGUGUUUAUUGGACAUGAUUGCUGAAAUUCGCUUCUGUGACUUCCACUACCCCUUAUGAGCGGAGCCUUCCUGUAUAUGCCAAAAAGGUAGUACCCCACGUCCCCUCCACUUGGACUGUUAUGAAAGACUGCAAUCUUAUUCUAUGAGCCCUUUAAGUAAGUGCAGCUUUUGUUUGUUACCAGAGCAUACCAAUGGCAAUGGAGAUUACACCAGUUCCCUGUUGGGAAUCCUUGUCAUGCAGGAUGUCCAUUUAGGUUUGUUAGUUGCUCUUCUGCCUGCUAUUGCUGGUCGAAAAGGCGUGGCCCCAUCCAAGGGCAACACUGGAGUGGUACAUAAUAUUCUAAAUGGACUUGAAAACGAAAGUGAUUCAGGUAACUUGGGUUUUUUAAUAGUGAUUGCAAAACUGUUUCUCCCUAUUACAGGGCUCGAAAAAAGUCCAGUUGGGUUGUUGGGGACAAGUAGAUUUCAUUGCAUGGCAAGUAACUAUUAAACCUCACUAGCCCAGUGGUCAAGGAUGCAAGCAAGUCAGCCUCUGACAAAAUAAUUAACUAUGACAAGCAAGAAGUGGCCUCUGGCAAGCAAAAUUGUGAGGGCUGCUUGCUCAAAGGACUUGCUUGAAUUCAAGUUUUUUUAAGCCCUGCUAUAAUUUAUUCUUCAAACACCAAUAAUUUAGAAAGAUCUUCGGAAAUUAUCUUGUGUCUCAUUGCUUGCUCUUUAUUUAUUAGCUGAGUUUAUUUGUACCCUGAGGAUGCUGUUUGAGGUCGCACUUUCCUUUGCUGGGCUGUUGGCAGUGUGCUUUCUGUUUUCAAAGCUAACUAGACCACUGUUCAGGUACAUGAACAUACCUUCCAGUAUACAAGUUCCACUGUUUGGAUCAGAUCUCAUUUAGAAUUGCACAGUGUAACAACCAGCAUAAUCCAUAUUUGCGCCUAAAUUAAACCUUCCAGAGUUAAGCCACUUAAGAACAAAUGGUGUCUUUGAGCAACAUUACCUUACAGAUUAGCCUGCCCCUACAGAAGAUACAAUGUGAAGUGCUCAGAGUAUUGAAAUCAUUUUUAAUCUCAUGACCAAUUCACACCCUACGGCUCUGAAGCCUCUCUUGUGCAACUUCAACUUUUGCAUCACUUUCCAUGUCAUUGCUGAAAAAUCAUGUUGAUGGGAAAUUUGUGCAGGACAAAGAAAACUUUGCAAAUCAUGCUCAGAUGUGAGUAGUAACAUUGAAUGGGCCAGGCUCAAAAUACAUGCAAAACAAUAACAAGAAAAUUUGGCUGGUUGCUAUCAACUUGUAUUGCCUUGUUUUUCUCCAACAUUUCCAAUGGAAUUCAUAGAUCUCAAAAUACAGAAAACAGUCAUAACAUGAAAACCCUCUCUAGGAUUUUUUUGUUUUGAUUGUUCUAUCUUGUUAAGUAAACAAAAACGAGUUAAAUGAGUAGGAGUAUUUUUUUGUUUUUCUUCAGAUUGCUUCAAGGUUCAGUCAGUAAAGAGUUGCUGACAUUAGCAACAAUAUCAACAGCAUUUUCUUUAUUAAUGGUAAGUUUGAAAAGUGAACUGAUGUUGGGCAAUAUAACAUAUAAUCCUACAUGUAACUAAAACAACAAUGAUAACUGUGACAAAAGACAAAUCAAAACACACCAAUCCAGGGUUGUCACUAAGAUUUCAAGUUGCCGGGUAAAUACAACAAGUAAGCAGGGAAUUAAGCAGCUAGGAGUUUCUUUUGGUUAUAUUUUUCUUCAGUUUUCCUACAAAAGUAGCCAGGGGUUAUAUGCAUGGAAGCCGGAGGGAAUCCCUGGCCCCCAGCCCGUAACGACAGCCCUGCCAAUCACAUUUAGAGGUCUUAAUGACCCAUAAUAUCAUGGCUUAACUGAAAGAUGACCAAAAACAUCCUGACUUUCUGUAAUCAACCAAUCAGGUGAAUAACCAGAGUUUACCAUCAACUGACAUGUUACAACUUACUUUAACUUUGAAGAUGACUACUAUGUAGGUUGUUGAAAUGUCAGUCACUGUCAACAAAAGCCCUAUUCAGGAGUAUACUCCCCGGAAUGAUCAUAUUCCACUAACCCGAGAUGAGGCAUUCUUUUUUCUCUCUCAAAGAAAAAGGGAAGAAGGACCACCGAUCAUAGGUUAAUAUUUCACUGACUUAUAAUAUGAAAGUGUUAGCAACACAACAAUCACAGGGUUUUCAUUAAUUUGGAUUUGAAGGAUGUCCAAGUUCUCCAUUUUGGGGAACGUAGGAUUUUUUUAUGGAGUUUUGUCUUUCCACUAGUGGCAAAGAUUUUACAGAGAUGAGCAGAGAUGCUACUUAUGACAUUAUGGAGAAUAUCAGUAAAAUUAAUUUAUUUGUCUAAAGUUAGAUAGAUGUCAUCAUAUUGGGUGCUAUGUAUAGAGAUAUUGUCUCGGAGGCUGGUUGUCUCACUGUCACUUUCGUCCCCCUUCCCUAGACAAUAAUAUUAGCCCCAGACUACAAGCCCAUUCAGUUAGGCUAGGCUCACGUUUACAUAGCCUGCGAGCAAGCUCUCCAGGGCAUUCUGGCGGCGGGGUGGGAAAAGGAAGGAGAGCUUACAAGUACAUCUCUGGAACUUGAAUUCCACCUCCAAUUCCCUUUUAGCUCCCCAUCGACUGAGCUGUCAGAUUUCCACCAAUCAGAAACAAGCCGACAUGAAAAAGCUAUCCAGUAAAAAGUGAACAUAUCCGCGUAAGUCACUUGCAAAAUAAUGUUGUCAUCACUGUAGUCAUCUUUUUUUCCCAGCUGUCAGAGCACUUAGGAAUCUCAAUGGAGCUUGGCUGUUUUAUGGCUGGAGUUGUGUUGAGUUCCAAUGGAGAGCAUCUUGUUCAUCAGGUAUAUACUUUAUUACUAAAAUCCAACUAGUGGUCUAUUAUCAAUGCUGCGUUGUGAUUGGUUGAGCUACUACUAGGCUAUAUGUGAUAGCCCACUAGUAGGGCAAAGCGCCGGCUUUUUGGCGGCAAAAAAGGGUUAAAGUCUAGCUUUAACUAGCUAAAGUUGUUUUGUCACGAUAUUUUUGACCAACUAGUUGGAUUUUACUAAAACAAUAUUAUUAUACUUCUUGCCCUCAUGGCCUCUGAGUCAAUAGCCCAUUUGGCCUUCAGCCUCAUGGGCUAUUGACUCAUAGCCCAUUCAGGCUCGAUGAAUAAUUGUUAUCCGUACAUACUAUCCCACUUGUUGAUUAUUUUUGCUCUUUCUUGCAUUCAAAAAAGUUUACAAUUGAUUUUGGGCAGAGAAUGUCUAACUUGACACUUAUUUGAAAUUUCUUCCAUAGGUGAAUGAGCUGCUUGAACCACUUCGUGAUUUCUUUGCGUGUUUAUUCUUUGCAUCUAUAGGUAAAUAUUAAUGAUGAUAACUACUAACUAAUUACUAACUAAUUACUGUGCAUUGCGUUGCAUUGCAUUUUACAGUCAAAACUUCCUAAUGAAGACACCAAAGUGACAGAACCAUGUGUCCUCAUACCAUAGUUGUCCAAAUGAGUUUGAGUCUGGGUCGGUAUCGCAUCGAAAUGCACUAUGGGACUGUUUUGGGAAUGCCGCCAGAGCGUCUUUUAUUGGCUGAUAUUGGGUUGCUGAGGAAACUGAGUUAGAAACCUCGUACCUCAAAACAAUCCCGUAGUCUACCUCAACACAACACUGACCCAGUCUCAAGAGCAGCCUUGAAAUGGCCAAUAGUUAUAAAGGAAGAAGUUGUAUGAAGCUUCCCAACUAUUUUACUAUAUUCCGCAAGAGGUUUGACAGACUGCAUCUUUCACGCAGUCGUCGAAAAAAUUCGGGAAUUCAGCAUUGAGAUUCGAAUCCAUAACAUCUGCAUUGCUCCUGUCUACAUCCAAAUUACGACGGAAAAUAGGACUUGCUAGAGGGGAAAGCGAUACCAGUGCAUAGAUCUUACUUACUAAGCCUGCGCGCAGGCUCACGUGUGCGGGUUCGGGAAACAUUUUGGCGGCAGAGCCUCUAUCGCGCGAGGAACUCACACAAGUGAACCUGCUCGUAGGCUAUUACUGAGCCACGGACCAAAGGACCUGGUCAACUGUAGGCUCAUAUGUAGUUGCGCUGUGCUUUAUUUUGGGUCAAAGGUUGUCUCCUCGGUGGAGGUCUCUUUUGUGCCACUGUCAGCUCUAAAUCACGCAGCGAAUGGGAAGAGGGAAAGAAAGCGCGCGGGGAACGAUGGGAAAGGGGAAGCUGUGUCGUUGCGUUCUUUUUUUUUACUGAUCCCUGCGCGGCCUAGUUGGAGCCUCCGCAAAUGAGUUAGUGGUAAAACGGUUUGUGAAUGACUUUUUGUUGAAGAUUAAAUAAAUCUUUUCUGCAGGUCUUCAUGUCUUUCCAACGUUCGUGCUUACAGAAUUUCCUCUUGUAUUGACUCUUACCCUUGGAGUCGUUUCAGUGAAGGUAGGCGAUAAAAGGUGGAAUGCACAAUUUUUUAGUUACGAUCCUUUCCCCGUAUAUAAUGAUGUUAUUUUUAUUAUGCGAGCAAGAAUGAGAUCUUGAGCUUUGUGGCAAAGUUCUUGUUGUCAAUUGUUAGAGUGGACCAGAGUAAACUUCGGAGGAGUCAACUGAAAUUAAAGUUACACAGCAGUACUUUCCUCUCUGUCUUAUCUUCCAUGUUACCUUUUUUAUGCAAUAAGCAAACUCCGUCACUUGAUAAAUAAACCACAGCAGCUCGCUCUUAAAACCUCAACUUUUGAGUCACGUCACAUAAUUUGAUGAAAACCAUUUUUUGAUAGGGAACGUGUGAAACUUAACAGUUAAAGUCGCUCCUCUCUUAACUGGCGCCUCAAUAGGAAAAACACACCUGUAAAAUGGACACCUGCCUCCCUGCCGUUUUUACUUCAUUUUGUUUACUCUCCUUUAGACGGUUACCUCGCCAGAAUAGAUACUGUAAAUCCUCUAUUUAGCCCCCCACCCCCUCUCAAAUAAGCUAUCUGGUAGGGUAUGAACACCUAUCUGAUACAGCUAUUUCGAGAAAGGUUGUCGGAUGAAGUGCACGCGACAACCCCGAAAGGUAUUGUGGGUGGUUUUGAGUUUACUGUUUUUCAAAGAAAUUUGAAAGAAUAGCAGGAGAGGCCAAGGACAUAUGUCUGCGAGUGCUAAAGGAAAGCAACAAAAAUAGGUUCGACAGCUACAGUGUCAGGAACAGUGUAUUGAGCAUAUCCCAUAUUUCGACAGCCUUUCUCGAAAUCGCUGUAUGUGACUCUCCACUUUAGAGAUCGGUGCGGCACAGCUUCGCUCUGUCACCGACAGAAAUCGCACCUAGAUCAUCGUGAUAGACUGUAUUAAUUAACGUGUUUGAGCUUUUUCACUUUGUGUUGUAGUUCCUUAUGGAGAGUUUAUAACAUCUUCUGGUUGUUUGAAAAAGCAGUAUAGCGCUCCGUUUUGUCAAAUUAGAUAAGUCCCCAUCUAAAAUAAGCCCCCCUCUAUUUCAAGCGCCCCCCUCGAACGUGCUUGAAAUAAAUAAAUACCGCCCCCUCCCUAGGGCUUAAUAGAGGAUUAUGGUACCUAGAGUUGCUCCCUGCCUUUCCUUACUCCUUUUCGUUGCUGCGCUUUGCCAAAACACGCGAACUCUGAAGUUCCAAAGCCGCCUUUACAACUGUGUUUUUCGCUGCCGUCAAUCAUAAUUACGAUUACAAGCAACGAACCUUAAAACACAGAAACACACAAAACGGCUCGCAAUCCACCAAUCGCAAAUCACAAACCAUGACCUUUUGAACCCGUUAAAGUAAACUUCUUUCUCAUAAGAGGUCCUUUAAGGUGAUUGAUGGCAGGGAAACGCGUACACGUCAGUUGGCUUUUGAACUUCAGAAUUCACGUGUUUUUGAAAAGCGCAGUAACUCUCCACUAGAGGGACAUCUGUUAGUAUCCGUGAUGCACAUAUUGCUGGACAUGAUGCACAUGAUGUAGGAGACUUGACAAAUACCUUUCUUAAUCUCUUUUCAUCUCGCUUUCUUUUCAGUUCAUUGUCUCUGUGUUAGUCCUUCGGUUAUUCUUGUGUGAAACAAGAAACACGAAGUAUAUAGUGGCCGCAGGUUUGGCUCAAGUUAGUGAAUUCUCAUUUGUCCUGGGAAGCAGAGCACGAAGGUUUCAUCUUAUUUCCAGAGAGGUAUGUUUUCCUUAAGAUUCAAGAAAUUACCUUGUCGAAGUGCCGGAACUUAGCUGUUAACUUUAACUAUAAAUGAAGUCGAAGAAGAAAGAGGCCUGUCUUACUCUACUGAAGCAAGAUUGCCUUUUGUUUGCCAUCUGUGUAUAGUCGUCUAAUAUGACUGACACGCCUUUUGUCGCUGACAGGCACGUGACCUGCUUGAUGCAGAAAUCAUGGGGUACAAAUUAAACAAUACCAGAGAUGGAGAGAGCAUAAGAAAUUUAGCUAAAAAGCUAAUUUCGAUGUGACUGGAUGUUGGAAUGCCUACAAAAUUUUGAAAGUUUAUUAAUGUAUGGAGACUCUGCAGGACUGCAAACCAUGCAAUGCAGCCCAGCAACUUUUUCCUUUGAUACAUAUAAUAUUUUCCCAUUAUUCAAAGCACCAUAAAAUCACACUAUCAAGAGUUUAAAAACCACUAACUGUGUUACGUUCUUUCAAUCUCUGUUAUUUUUAAGGUUGUAUCCCACAAUUUUCCGGGAUUCAAGCCUCACCCGUCGCGUUGUUUCCUUAGACAAGGAACUUAACUCCACUUUGUCUCUCUUCACCCAGGUGUUAGCCUGCGAGCAAGCUCUUCAUUUGGGGGAUAUCGUGGAAAGUAGACGCGCGAGAGGAGACGCGAAAGCGGGGGCCGCUCGCUCGCGCGUUCUCGCGUGGCUCACUUCUCUCGCCCAAAUAGGAGAGCUUGCUCACAGGGUACCCGGGAGUAUAAAUGGCUACUGAUGUCAUAUUGCUGGGGAGCAACCCUGUGAUGGAUUGGCAUCCCGUCCAGGAGGAGUAGCAAAUACUCCCAGGCAUGCUUCAUGCUAAGGAUUUCGGGAUAACCUCCGGGCAUGUGGGUCUUUGGCUCGUGUGCACCUUGACCUUUUACCUACCUAUCCCAUAAUUUUGGCAUAAGAUAGGUCACGUGACCCUGAGCUGUAUGGGGCCUGUUGACUUAAGGCUAAAGAAAAUGAUUCAUUUUUCGCCUUAGCGAGGGGACGAAAAUAACUGUGAAUUCGUUCAUUGAGUGGUUGAUAUAUGUUUUUUUUUUCCAGGUUUAUCUUAUUAUCCUUAGCGUUACUACCAUCAGUCUUCUACUCGCUCCGUUACUUUGGCGAAUUUCUUUGUGGAGAUUUGGAGGCCGAAAAAUUUGGAGAUCAGCUAAUUCAGAAAGGACGAGCAAAAGAACUGCGAGGACUGUAUAGCUUGGACUCCACGAGUCAUGAAUGACUAUUUUAAAAUGCAUUUCUCUUCCCAGUAGUUCACAGGCACUAAGCGCACAGCCGGCAAAUGUUACGUUUACGCGUGCCUUUUCGCACAUCGCACCUACUUUUUUUACGCGCGUAAAAUUUACGUCCGUACGCACGUAAAAAUUAACCGACGGUGGAAAAUCCACCCUAAGCUAGAUGGCGAGUGUUGUAUGAUAAUACAAUUAUUAGGAGCCGUGCCUCUCCCCUCUGCACAGGCCUCUUUGUGCGAGAGAGAGCUGGGCCGAAGAAGAAAAGAGCGGGGAACGAUGGAAGGGGAAAAGAGAAGGAGGGAGCCAUCGCGUUUUCCCGCGCGCUCUUUUUCCUUCUUAUUUUGUUUGUGACUGGAGUUAGCCUUUUCGGAUAAGAGGGAGGAGUCUUCUGAUGAGUAUUACAGUUCAUUCAUUACAAAUUAAAAGGUAUAUAAGGGUCGGUUAUUAAAACGAAGUUUAUCUUAGUCCCGCGGUUUAGCAAAUCGUUCAACCUCAAGAUACACCUAAUUGCAAUAACGUUGUCUGAGACAAAUGAAAAAAGGAAAAAGCCGAAUAGGAAUUAAAUAGGCUAAUUAAGCCAUAUUCUCAUGGUGGAUUCAUUUGCAGUCGUUGCAUUUCCCCGCUGGAAUUUUUAAUUUUAUUGUCUUUCAGCUUUAAAACAAUAGCAAAUUCCAACAGCCAAAUACGACGUCCAUUUGCGGACGCUGGCAAUGAAUUCAUUAGGCUUAUCACCCUGAUUAAUUCCUAUUUGCCUUUUCCCUUUUUUUCAUUUUCCUGUGACAACGUUUUUGUAAUUGGGUGUAUCUUCCUUAGUGGGUUGUUUUAAAAAGACAAAUGCUUUCCUUGUCUACGCCAUAUGCGUUUAUGACACUGUUCACAAAAGCGUAAAAACGUUGGGCAAACUGAAAAUGACUUAGAACGGGGUUUUGUUAAACUCCGUUGAAGUGACUGGCCCUAAAUGUUUGUUUAUAGUUUAUAGGUACUCAACUUAAAUAAUUAGGAACACAUUAUCCAAACAGAACGUAACUUACUUGCGAUCAGGAGCGCCUGGUCGCUGGUUAGAACAUAACAAGAUUAAAAACCCCAACUGGCAGGAGGCAUCCAGUUGGCUGUUUACAUUAGUGGCCGAGGAUUUAAACUCAGGACACCCGAGUACAAAUCCAGCAAGUAGCCAGAGCGGGACUCGAACCCGGGACCACCGGAUUGCAAGUCUGACUUACCGAGCACUUGGCCACGCUGCCUCCACAUUAUAAACUAAUUCGUCCUCCAGCCUUUUGUUUUUCCUUUUUUUUUUUCUUUUCUUCUCAAUUCCUUUUUUUGAAGGAAUUCAACGACAGCGAGGGCAAAGCAUUCGCGCGAGGGCGAGGGCGAACACGGAGCCACCCUCACGCCCUCAGCACCUUCUUUCGCAAGCAGUGAAUUUCCCGCGGUUUUAAUUUUCGUACGUGCACUCGACUAUCUCUAAUUGACUAAAGAGAAAAGUGCAUGUCUGUGAACAGACUUGUUUUAAAAAGUUAUUUUAUUUAACCUUCUUUGGAUAGAGAUAAAAUUUGUUUUGCGGAGAGCGUCAUUCCGCUAUUUAAUUUGCUUCGGAAAACGAAACAAAAAGGACCCUGC
This is a messenger RNA of Porites lobata, 21266 nucleotides long. NCBI's taxonomy places the organism in Eukaryota, Metazoa, Cnidaria, Anthozoa, Scleractinia, Poritidae. The record is from the annotation of a GenBank genome assembly.